CCGUCGGCGCCCACCUGCUCUUCGCUUCCUCUUGUUUUGCAUGCGAUAACGCAAGGCUGUUCGUUCGUUCGAUUCCAGUCGUUCCACGGCCGUGAGCCUCUUGCGCGGGGUAACCACGCCCUGGCACAGUCCAGCUUGUUGAUAACCCCUGCCAGUCGUUACUCCGGAGGAUAUGACCUUUCCGUAUCUCUAUCGCAGCACCCGUGCCUUGACGAAGAUUCCAGACGGCCAUUGAGGCUCACACCAUGGCCAACCAUACCUUGAACGGCUAUUGUCCGACUCCAUUCCUCCAGGAGUCUCUUUUCCCAUCCACUGGUGGAUUCGUUGAUGGACGAUUCUGCGAGGAACUUACUACCGAACAUGGCAAGGUCUCGUGUUGUCUUCCCUGCCCAAUGGCUGAAUGGACGUACGGUGAUGAUUUGACCUCCCAGACCAAGGUCGCCAGCUGGCUUGGCGUAGCAAUCCUGCCACUUUGUGUCUUCCUCCUCGUGUCGUUUGCCGUGCUUCCCGCGAAAUGGACUCAUCGUCACUACCUGAGUAUCUGCUUCACGCUGGGGAUCUGCUGCAUGGAGCUCGCCUUCAUCAUCCCGCUGGGAGUCAACCCGGACCAAUGCCAUAACCAGAUCACGCCCAAUGACAUGCACAGCGACCUGUCGUGUGCCUUUACCGGGUCCUUGCUCCUGUUCGGUGGUUGGGUCUCGGUGGUAUUCAGUUUCAUUCGCACCUUGGCCUUUCACCUCCAGGUCUGCUGGGAAAUCGUCCUGGGGACCAAGUUCAUGUGGGGAGCGCUCAUCCUGGGAUGGAGCAUUCCCAUUGUUGGCCUGACGGAGAUGUUGAUCCUGACGGGCGUGUCGUACCGCUUUGGCAUCGUGUGCCACAUCAACGUCCGCAACAGCAACCGGGAUUACUGGGCCCCGGUGUUGGCCUUUGCGACCGCCGCGUUGAUCCUGCAGUUCGUCACGAUGCUGUACUGCGUCUACGUCUACGUCAAAUCCAUCUACGACCAGGAGACGUCGACCAACAGCUCCGGUCUCCCGUCGUAUUCCACCAGCGUGCGCACCCUGACAGCCCGGCAGGCCUACCGGCGCAUCCGUCGCGUCUUCGCGCUGCAAUGGCGAGGCAUCGCCUUGGUCCUGGUGAUCAUCGGGAACGUCAUCUUCUUCUCCGUGGUCUUCAUGCGCAUGGACAACCACCUCACCCGGACCGCCGCCAACCUCGAACGCGGCGCCCCCUGGCUCGCCUGUCUGAUUCUGACCCAGGGCGACAAACGCCAGUGUUUCGACGAAGCGAGCGACUUCCUCCCCAACAAAGCCACCCUCCUCGCCGUGCUCAUCCUCUUAGCCACGGUCGGGUUCUGGAACUUUGUCCUCUACGCGCGCCCCUCCAUCUUCCUGGGAUGGGCCGAAUUGUUCAAAUCCCAAGUCACCCGCCAGCCGCACGAAUUCGUCUCCGCCGAUGCCCGACACACCCCGGACCCCCGCACCUACGAAAUGAUCAGUGGCUCCAGUCUGCCCCCCUACAAGACGCCCGAACCGGUGGUCCGAUCCCCCAGUCCCGCCCGGAUGAUGGGGUCCAAGAGCCCGGAGAGGGGACAUUAUGGCCGCGAGGCUCGCUACACCCGGCCGUCCAUGAGUUUCUCCUCCCCGCGAGCCCCGAGCCCCUUGCGGGAUUGGGAACCGGAGACGACUUUUGCGCCGAGUCAUUCACAGAAAGGAUCGAUCUGACGGAUUGUUGGGAUGGCGUUGUGGAUUAUAUACCCCUGUGUUUACGAUGUACUUCAUAUACCCUAGAAUUUGAUACAAAAACUUUCAAAC
This is a messenger RNA of Aspergillus ibericus CBS 121593, 1814 nucleotides long. It is a transcript of the gene gprM, whose product is annotated as protein gprM. The record is from RefSeq and is a predicted model, not a curated record. Bases 246 to 1724 code for a protein of 492 amino acids. The transcript is spliced from 5 exons. Lineage: Eukaryota; Fungi; Ascomycota; Eurotiomycetes; Eurotiales; Aspergillaceae.